UUCAAAACUCGCCCCACAUUCCUAUUCUUUCAAUUCUUUUAUUAUUUUCAUUUUCAACAUUUUCCAAUUGGAUAUCAUGAUUGUGCCCAAAGGUCUUUACGGCACUAGACACUCUAUCUAUCGUGCCGUUUUUAACGGAAUCUGCGCUUUGGUGUUGCUUUUCUUGUUCUACAAUCACGAUCAUUCCAUCAAAAGUGUGGUGGUUCAUAGGAGAAUUACUACUGAUGUUACUAUUGAUGAUUAUGAUUCUGUUACGGAUAAAUUGACUCGAAAUGGUCCCAAAUUAUGUCCUGGAUUGCAUGAUCAUGAAGGCUUUAACACUCGGUGUGAGUAUUUGAUUGCUCAUCCGGAGUGCACUUCUGGUGGCUUCUUCAAUUACGUUUGGUUUUUUUACUGUGAUUGCCAAAGAUAUAGUGUUUUGGGUUAUUUAGUUUUGACAGUUUGGCUUGCUGCUCUUUUCUAUUUACUGGGAAAUACUGCUGCGGAUUAUUUUUGUUGUUCUUUGGAAAAGCUUUCGACUUUAUUGAAGUUGCCACCAACUGUUGCGGGAGUUUCUUUGCUUCCAUUUGGAAAUGGAGCUCCUGAUGUGUUUGCAAGUAUUGCUGCUUUUGUGGGUAAGGAUGCUGCUGAUAUGGGUCUCAAUAGUGUGUUGGGUGGAGCUGUUUUCAUCACUUGUAUUGUUGUAGGGACAGUUUCUUUAUCUGUGGCCAAGAGCCGUGUUCAGAUUGAUAGGAAAUGUUUCAUAAGAGAUAUUUGUUUCUUUCUAUUUGUUCUCAUAUCACUUGGUGUUAUUUUGAUUGUGGGUGAGGUGACUGUUGGGGGUGCAAUAUUAUUUGUUUCUAUCUAUCUGGUUUAUGCAUUUGUAGUUGCUGCUAAUGAAAUUCUGAAGAAAGAUGCUUCGAGUUUGAAUUUGGAUGAUGCGUCUCACUUGCUUCCUGUUAAAGAAAGUUUAUUCUCUUGUGGAAUCGAAGAAGAUGACUCUGAAUCUGUCCAUGCCUUGCUGCUUGAGUCUGACACCAAAAAUGAUGUCCCACAUCUCCAAAGAAAGCUCCCACACUGGAUGUGGAGGUCACAAGUGGCAAUUUAUUCUAAUGAGGCUCUGAAAUCUAGCUCAGAGAAUCCAAAAUCAUUAUGGGGUUGGAAUGAUGGACAACCAGAGAAAGACUUGUCUGAAUCCCGUUCUAUGAUCAUUUCAUUGCUGGAGUUGCCAUUAACGCUGCCAAGACGGUUGUCUAUUCCUAUAAUUGAGGAGGAGCGGUGGUCGAAGGGAUAUGCCGUGGCUAGUGCUUCAUUGGCACCCAUUCUUUUGGCAUUUUUGUGGGACACCCACAUCCAAGAGAAUUUGGGUUCAUUUAGUGGGCAUAUUGCAUACUUUAUUGGUGCUGCCUUUGGUUGUAUACUUGGUGUUCUGGCGUAUCUAUACACCAGUUAUGAUCAGCCGCCUUGCAGAUUUGUAUUUGCAUGGGUUUUCGGAGGAUUUUUCAUGAGUAUUACAUGGUUCUAUAUUGUUGCAAAUGAACUUGUUGCUUUGCUGGUGGGCUUGGGCAUUAUCUUUGGAAUUAACCCAUCCAUCCUUGGAUUAACUGUGCUGGCAUGGGGCAACUCAAUGGGUGAUUUAAUGUCAAAUGUUGCACUGGCUACGAAUGGUGGAGAUAGUGUACAGAUUGCUAUGUCAGGAUGCUAUGCAGGACCUAUGUUCAACACACUUGUUGGUUUGGGAAUAGCAAUGCUGAUUGGAGCUUGGUCACGGAGACCUGCAUCAUAUAUAAUUCCCAUUGACGGUAGCUUGUUUUAUACCAUGGGAUUUUUGGUGGCAGAUCUCAUUUGGUCACUUAUUGUCUUACUAAAGAAUGACAUGCGCCUGAACAAGUUAUUAGGAGUAGGCCUUAUAACAAUCUAUAUGAUUUUUCUCGCCUUUAAGUUGAGCACAUCUACAGGUGUGGUGUCAGUGAGAGAUCUGUUUUGAUUGUAUUAGAUUAGAUGCUUUUGAUGAAGUUCAGUCACUUGUUAUUAAUUCAUCCCAAUUAGGAAGCACAAAUCUCCUAGAUCUUUUUAUUGAAUUGACCUAAUGUGAUGAGGUAAUUUGUAAAUGCCAUCAGUUUUGUGAAACUACAGCAGAAUAUCCCUAA
Molecule: messenger RNA, 2129 nt
Organism: Pistacia vera
Lineage: Eukaryota; Viridiplantae; Streptophyta; Magnoliopsida; Sapindales; Anacardiaceae
Product: cation/calcium exchanger 4-like
Exons: 1
Coding region: 77-1966 (629 amino acids)
Biological process (GO): transmembrane transport; monoatomic cation transport
Cellular component (GO): membrane
Molecular function (GO): monoatomic cation transmembrane transporter activity
Source: RefSeq, a predicted model, not a curated record